UCUUUUUUUCCUACUUUUUUUUUUUUUGAACCCAUCCUCAUUUGAGUGGGUCUUGGUUUUGGAGUGGGCUGUGGAUGCGGUUAUUAUGCCCACACUUCUCAGCCGAUCCGUGCCGAGCUGUCACGCCUCGCUGCUGCUGCUGCUGCUGCCCGGUGCCGCGCUCUCUUCUAGCCCGGUUUGAGUGGAGCUGCCCGGCUCUCACACUCCGCCGUCCCCGGUGUUGUGUCUCCUGCUUCCAGCUGCUCUCCGGCUCCUUGUCUCAGUCCUGCUGCUGCUGUGGGGGGACUACAAGUGGACGGCAGUCUCUUAAAGUGCCAUUGAAGCUUUCCACUUCGGCUCCUAGCCUGCUUUUUUUUCUUCUUUCCUUCUUCUUUUGUGUUGAUCGGGAGAACGGAGCCGCAGCACCGGGAACCAUGAGCGGACGCGGGGACGAGGCCGGGGAGAGCUCUGGCUCCCAGGAGCCCACGGGGGCCGCGGAGCCCCAAAAGAGGAGGCCGGGUAGACCGAGGAAGCCCCAGAAAGAGCCGAGUGGAGAGCCUGUCCCCAAGCGACCGAGGGGCCGCCCCAAAGGAAGUAAGAACAAGGGCCCCUCCAAGGCAGCGCAGAAGAAAGCAGAGGCAACCGGGGAGAAAAGACCCAGGGGGCGACCCAGGAAAUGGCCGCAGCAAGUUGUCCAGAAAAAGCUUGUUAAGGAAGAAGAGGAAGAAGAAGAGGCUGGAGAGUCCCCAGAGGAGGACUAAGCUACCACAUCAUAAAAUCUCUACCUCAUUCAGCUGUCAGGUCUUUCAAAGGGAAAAGACUGCCUUGACCACUUACUUUUGACUUUUUCCACAUGCUAUUUUACAGUUAGAGAAUUUCCAUCUUUGCUCUGUCACUGAACUGGCAGACAUGUUCACUAUACACCUGCAUCUUUAAAUUCCUUCGAUACAUUUUUACCUAGAUAGAACAGAAUGCAGCAAAAACAAAAUUUUAAUCAUUGUACUGCUGCUCACUCUUAUUGGCUGAACAGAUAAUCAGGCAUUAGGCAGACAGUUCAUCAGGUCUGUACAACACACUUACACUCCUCAAAGAGAAUGAAAACAAACAGACGGACACAACGAGUAAUUAAUCCUCAGAGCAUCAUCAUCUCAACAUGAGUGAGAGUACAGUAUGAGGGUGUAUUAUCAUUUUACACCGUUAUACUUAGGUGCGUAUCACAUACACUCAUACUUCCACUGCAUCUCU
Molecule: messenger RNA, 1224 nt
Organism: Centropristis striata (black sea bass)
Lineage: Eukaryota; Metazoa; Chordata; Actinopteri; Perciformes; Serranidae
Gene: hmga2
Product: high mobility group AT-hook 2
Exons: 5
Coding region: 75-740 (221 amino acids)
Biological process (GO): regulation of DNA-templated transcription
Cellular component (GO): nucleus; chromatin
Molecular function (GO): transcription coregulator activity; DNA binding
Source: RefSeq, a predicted model, not a curated record